Molecule: messenger RNA, 384 nt
Organism: Orycteropus afer afer
Lineage: Eukaryota; Metazoa; Chordata; Mammalia; Tubulidentata; Orycteropodidae
Gene: POLE4
Product: DNA polymerase epsilon 4, accessory subunit
Cellular component (GO): nucleus; epsilon DNA polymerase complex
Molecular function (GO): protein heterodimerization activity
Source: RefSeq, a predicted model, not a curated record
GCGCGCAACACGCUCAGGGACGGGAUGGCGGCGGCGGCGGCUGGAAGCGGGAUAACCCGAGAGGAGGAGGGGCCUGGUGGUGAGGCAGCUGCCCCACAGCCCCAAGCCCCCACGAAUACGUCGGGGACUCGUCUUUCAAGGUUGCCUCUAGCACGAGUGAAGGCCCUGGUGAAGGCAGACCCUGACGUGACGCUCGCGGGACAGGAAGCCAUCUUCAUUCUGGCGCGAGCCGCGGAACUGUUUGUGGAAACCAUUGCAAAAGAUGCCUAUUGCUGUGCUCAACAGGGAAAGAGGAAAACCCUACAGAGGAGAGAUUUGGAUAAUGCAAUAGAAGCUGUGGAUGAAUUUGCUUUUCUGGAAGGUGAGUUUGCUAUCAGUGGGUAA